UGAUACACUAUAUUGCCCAAAGUAUUGGGACACCCCUCCAAAUCAUUGGAUUCAGGUGUUCCAAUCACCUCCAUGAACACAGGUGUCUAACAUCAAGCACCUAGGCAUGCAGACUACUUCUACAAACAUUUGUGAAAGAAUAGGUUGCUCUCAGGAGCUCAGUGAAUUCAAGCGUGGUACCGUGAUAGGUUGCCACCUGAGCAAUAAGUCCAUCUGUGACAUUUCCUUGUUACUAAAUAUUCCACAGUCAACUGUUAGUGUUAUUAUAACAAAGUGGAAGCAACUGGGAACAACAACUCAGCCACGAAGUGGUAGGCCACGUAAAAUGACAGAGCGGGGUCAGUGCAUGCUGAAGUGCACAGUGCGCAGAAGUUACCGUCUA
Molecule: messenger RNA, 382 nt
Organism: Staurois parvus
Lineage: Eukaryota; Metazoa; Chordata; Amphibia; Anura; Ranidae
Source: the annotation of a GenBank genome assembly